Messenger RNA from Schistosoma guineensis, 492 nucleotides. The record is from the annotation of a GenBank genome assembly. Lineage: Eukaryota; Metazoa; Platyhelminthes; Trematoda; Strigeidida; Schistosomatidae.
AUGAAGUUAACAGAUAUCCUUUCCAUCAGAAAAAUUGUCCCGUUUAUGCCGUGUGACAGGUGGUUCCGAAGAGACAAUUUAAUGAAAUUCGCUUUCUUUUUCAAAGGUCGAACGGCCCGAUGUCAUAAACUAGGCACUAGCCGUGUUAUCAGGGCUUUCCAGUACAUGAAAGAUGUAAGAGAAGUUCGGAGGAAAGAAAUGAAAUCGUUGUGGAUGGAGCGUCUGGAAAUAGCUAGUGAACAGUGUGGUCUACCCAGUGCAAGAGCAUUAUGUGAAGGCUUAGCCCAGUCAAAUAUCGCUCUUAACAAAAACAUGCUACAAAUUCUGUCUAUUUACGAGCCUCGUACGUUCUCAGCUUUGGUCGAUUUGUCUAAACAAUAUCAUCUUGAAAAGGGAGUAUCUGUCCCCAACAUGUCUUCGCCUCAAAGAGUUAUUACCCACGGGUUGCUAACUUUGCCUGUUGUCCCGGGAAAUAGAAAUUUGUAUGAAUGA